Acipenser ruthenus (sterlet) is the source of this 14410-nucleotide messenger RNA. Its product is annotated as pericentrin-like. Gene Ontology annotation, molecular function: molecular adaptor activity. Bases 216 to 12623 code for a protein of 4135 amino acids. The transcript has 49 exons. Lineage: Eukaryota; Metazoa; Chordata; Actinopteri; Acipenseriformes; Acipenseridae. The record is from RefSeq and is a predicted model, not a curated record. Gene Ontology annotation, biological process: signal transduction.
AGACGUCGCAAUUGGCUCGCAAUAAAACGAAAUGUCUAUAAGGGCGGUGCUAACGUUGAGUGGCGGCCAUAUUGAAAUUGUUACUGACAGUUAUGGGGUAGAGUUGAGUGUGCGUUGGAAAGACACAUCAGAGAAAACGUUUUAGAGAAAAUAAAAGAACAAUAUUUUAUUUUUUAUUCUAGAUAUAUAAAUAAUUACAUAUUUUUUGUUUAGCAAUGGAUAAAGAUGAGCGACAAAAGAAGCUGGAGGCCGGUAGAGCCAAGUUUGCUCACUUCAGACAACGAAAAGCAAAAAGUGACGGCGCGAAUUCGCCGAAAAAGACGCCGAAGAGGAAGGGCACGGCUCUCCACUCGCAUGACCUUCCAGCGCAAGAGUGCCCACUAGCUGCUGGGCAGGAUGGGGGUGGCCGAGAGGAGUUGACCUCGAGCUUGGCGGAGCUUGAUCGGUUAGAGGUUCAGGAGUGUGGAGGUCAGAUAACAGCCAUGGAGGAGAGGUUCCUUGGAAAGCAGACUGCUCUUGAUCAGCUCACUGUAGAGGGAGAGAGGCUGCAAGAGGAACUGGCUGCUCAGGCAGGCACUGAGCAGCUUCAGGAAAUAGAGACAGCUGUGCAGAACCACAAUGAUAUAAUUUCUCAGCUGACAGCAAAUCUACAACAGGCCAUUGAGAAUAGAGAUGAAGUUCAACAGGAAGCCUUGCAGCUAACGAAUCAAAUCCAAGCUUUACAGCUACAGCUGCAGCAGGCAAGUGAACUCCUAAGGACCAAAAGCCCUGGUUUAAUGGAGCUUGCCCAGACCCAGCAACAUAUGCAGGUCUUGCAGAUGAGUUUGAAGGACCAGAGCCUGCACCUUGAAACUCAUGAGCAGAAGGCACAAGAACUGGAGCAGCAACUAGAGGACUCUCAAGAGAAUGCCAUAGAUAAAGAAAAUCUGCUUAUCCACAUGACUGAUAAGCUAGAAAAUACAGAAGUCCAGCUGAAUAAAAUAAUUGAUGAAAAAGAGGAACUGACUCAGAAACUGGAUCGUACCAUAUCUCAGUUACACCAUACACUUUCACUCCGGGACAAAGAGGUCCUGGAGUUAAAGAAUGAGAUGCUAGCUUUGACUGCAAACCAAGAGCAGCAUUCAGUCAGGCUUCAACACCCAGGUACAGAGCUUUGCCAUAAUGAGGAGCUGUCUAGAAAACUAGAAGAGCAGAUGGAGGAAUUUCAGAAGGAGAGAUUGGAAAUGGAGGACCGGCUGAAGCACUUGCAGGAGAAUCUGAAUCGAGCAGAAUAUCAAGCGAGAGAAGCCCUGCAGUACAAAACCGAGAAGGAGAAGCUGAACGAGGACAUUUCUAAGCUCAACACCAUCAUCGAGGAGCUGAAUAGAAAGCUGAUGGAUGAAGAGGAGGCCAGUAAGCAUUGGAAGGCAAAGUACCAAGUAGACAUAUCCAACUACAACAAGCAGCUGCAGACACUGGAGCAGGAGAAAGCGGAGGUGCUGAGCAAGCAUGACGAGGAGAUACGUCUGCUUCAACAGCAGCUGGAAUCCCAGCAUGACGACAGAGUGGUCUGCUACAAGCAAGGAAUAGAGAACCUCAAGGAGAACCUGAACAAAAUCAAAGCUAGAAAAGAUCAAGUAAACCAUGAAGCCACUGGGGAAUCACAAGGGGAGGAAUUCACCUUGGAGUUAUCGGGUCAUGCAGAGGAAGGUAAUAUCUUGAUGGACAAAUACCUGGCUUCAUCAGUGAAUCAGGAGAACUCUUGGGCUGAGGGCACUCUACAAGAUCAAAGCAGUAAUGAGCAUUCUGAUUAUUAUAGGUUUGAGCUAGAUAGCGAGAUUCUUGAACAAAAAAUGUCUGGGUCAACCAAAGAUGACCUUGAGAGGUCUGCGGAUCUAACUGGCCAGUCUUUUCCUGAUGGAGAUGCAGAUAAACUGAGACUUGAACCAGAUGAAGGGUCUUUGCAGUGGCAAAAAUAUACACUAGCUAUGCACAAGCUGGAUGAAAGUGCAGAUGCCAUUGACAUGGAAAAAGCAUUUGUAAUACAGAGAUGCAGUGAGCUGUCUGAGCAGCUAGAUGAGAAAAAGAAAGAAUUGGAUGUACUUCAAAUGGAGGUCAUGAGGUCAUCGGAAGAGAUCCAAGAAGUUCAGGACAGAUGGAAGAAAGUGACAGAGGAGCUCUUUGCCGUGCGUUCAGAGCUGGAGGCAGAAAAAGUUGAGCGAGCGAAUUGUGAGGAAAUGAUCAAGCUAAAAUCUCAAAAGGAGGAAGACUUGAGGAACAAAUUAAGUAUCUUUGAAAAGCAGAAUGAUAAAAACAAUGCUGACAAAGCUGUUGCUCAAGUCAAAAACACCUCAGAUAUUGGAGCAACGGAAUGCCUGAUCAAAGAGCUGACUCAGGAAAAAGAGUUUCUAUUGAGGCAGUUACAGGAGCAGGAACAGCUGGUUAAGGAUGUCCAGAAACAGAAGUUUACAGGUGAUUCUGUUACCAGUGAGGGUCAGACUCAGUUUGGCUGCCAACUAGCUGCUCUACAAACUCAGCGAGACCAGCUUCAGACGCAGCUUGAAGCCCAGAAAGCUAAAAACCAAACUACCUCUGAGCUCCUGGGUCAAAAAACCUUACUUGAGGAUUCUUUGUGCAAAGAGCUUCAUCUGCUUAAAACGGAGUGCUGUGAGAGAGAGGCUCUUCUGAAGAAUCUUGCAGAAGAGAAAGCGGACUUGGAAUCAAGACUCUUGUGCAUCAAACAAAAUCUACUGAAUGCGGAUGAAGCACGGAAUCAGAACUCCAGAGAGAAGACUCUCCUGGAGCAAAAUGUUUCAGAGCUGGAGAUCAAGGUAAAGAACUUGGAAAACUUUCUGGAGUCAGAAAGGCAAGAUCUGGGAAACCAGCUGAAGAGCAAGUGUCUUGAUCUGCAAAAGAUUGAAGUGGAGUUCAAAAAUGCAGAAGUGGAGUAUCUUCAAAAGGAAAAUGCUUUGAAAACAGAGGUUGCUGACCUUAAAAAGUCCAUCGCAGACCUGGUAAGAACUCACAAUGAGGCAGUCGAGUCUUUCCGGCUGAAAGAGGCAGAGAAGCUGGACCAUGUGGUGAAGGCAGCUCAAGAAGAGCUCUGCAGCUGCCAGCUGGAGGAACACCAUCAGUCUGAGAUUAAAGAACUAAAUGAGGAAAUCGAGAAAGAGGUGACUGACCUGAGGACUGGACUGGAGGAAGAACAAACGAAGCAGAUUGUUCUGAUUAAACAGGCGCAUGAGCGUGACUUUGACCGCGAGAUUGCUGUCCUUGUUGAAAAACACAAGGAAGAGAUGAAACGCCUGCGAGUAGAGCUGACCUCCCAGCAGCAGGAGCUGCUCAAUGACCUGAGAGAGCGAAUGGAUGAAGCACACCAAACUGAACUUCACCAAACACAGCUGCAGGCCCAGAUCGAGAAAAAUCUAGAGCUGGAGGCUUUGCGGCUCAGCCUGACCAACUUGAACACAUCCCAGCUGGAGCUGUCCCAGUCCAACCUGCAGCGGGAGAAAGAAGCUGCACUGAGUGAGCUUCAGGAAAGCCUCAAUGACAAGCGGGCGCAGGAGAUCGCAAUGCUGCAGACACGUCAGCAGUUUGAACUGGAGCGAAUUAAAGAGCAACGCCGUGCUGAGACUGAACAGCUCACACACAAACAUCUGCAGGAGAUGGAGGAAAUGAAGCAAGACUGGUUGUUGAAAGUGGCUGACAUGAAAACCCAGAUGGAUGAAACGCAUAGCCAGAAAAUAGAGGCUCUGUUGCAGGAGUGGGAAGAUGAUGCUGAGAAGAGCCUUGUGGAUUUGCAGCAAAAGCUGUCUGAGAAACAGGCCGAGCUAGAGGAGCUGCAGGGCACCCAGGAGGCAGAGCGUGAGAGACUGCGGGCUGAACUGAACCGUCUGCUGGCUGACAAAGAACUGGCAGCAUCUAUGCUUAAGGACCUGGAAGAGCUGCACAGGACUUCGAUGAUGGAUCUCAAGGAAAGGUUACAUCAACAACAUGACCAUAGUGUUCAAGAACUGGGCACAAAAACUGAAGGAAAAGAAAGGGAACUGCAUAAAGAGAUAGAGAAGCUGCAGACCAUGUAUGAUGAUCUAAAGGCACAUUCAGAACAGGAGAUUGAACACCUGUGGUGCCAGCUUGAGAACUCACGGACAAGCAGUCAGGAGCGGAGUGAGCUUAAAGAGCAGCUAUUGGCCCGUACAUCUCGCAUUGAUGAUAUUGAACAGUUAAAACAAGAGUUUGCCCAGCAGUGCCUCGAGCUCCGGGCACAGAAUGAGAUUGAACUGGAGCACCUGAGGACUUACUUUGAACAGAAACUGUGUGAAUCGGAGGACAGGCACAAGGAGGAGAUUGCACACCUGCAGCAGCGCCUAGAGGAGGGAGUGCGGGAGACUGCCGACACCACCAGUUCUCUUCCUGAGGAGAAACUGAAUGAGGAACGAACUGAUCUUCUAGGGGAGCUAACACAACAACUAGAACAACACAAGGAAGAGUUGGAGUCCCUUCGUGAACAGUUUGAAGAAAGACACAGACAUGAACUGAAAACUUUAAGAUCCUCUUUAUCCCUUCAGCACAAAGAAGAAUUAUUACAAGUGAAAACUGAUCUUGCGGAUCGUUCCUUCUCAGAAAUGCAAGAGUUAAGAACAAAGCAUUCUCUAGAGCUGGAGCAGUUGCGGGCUAAGCUGUCGGACAACCAUAUCGAAGAAAUCACAAAGCUGCGUCUGCAGAGUGCCCAGGAGGCUGCCCGGCAGGUUGAGGAGGAGGUGAUAAACAGGGUUCGCUCCCUGGAGGAGGAACAUCACGCUAAACUGUCACUGAUGAAGUCUGAGCAAGAGCACAUUCAACAGCUGGAAGAACGCAUUGAGCAACUUCAAGAAGAACAUGCUGAAAAUGUGAAGAUCAUCACUGCACAGCACAAAGAGCUGCAGAAACAAAGCAUAGAACAGGUUAAACUAAACUUUCUGGAGGACCUUAAACUGAAAUUAGAUGAAGCUAAAACGGAAGAAGCUGAAAAGGUAGCUAAAGAGUACUCUGAGAAGAAGGCCGAGGAGUUGGCGCUCCUGAGAGUGCAGCUGCAGUCCCUUUCUGAAGAGAAGCUGUCUGCCCUGCGAGAGGAGCUCACCAGCCUUGCUAAGGGGGAGAGGCAGGCUUUGAAGGAGGAGUUCGGAGCCAGAGAGCGGGAAAUGAAGCGUCUUCAAGCCGGUCAGGAAGUCGUGAUCGCAGAGCUGGAGAAGGAGCUCAAGGAGGAACGCAACCGGCUGCAGGCACUGCAAGACAUCCUGGAGAACGAGCAGUCUUCACAGAUCACACUGCUCAGGCAGAAGAUCCAAGCUCAGUGUGACAGCGAGCUCGCCACUGCUAAAGCCACCAUGGCGGAGGAACUGGAACAGCUGAACAUAAACCUGCAGGAGCAGUCUGAAGUCAAACUGCAGGAGGCACAGAGCAGGUUCACAAAAGAGAAAGAGGAGAUAACUGAAAAGCUCACUUUACAUCAAGAAACUCUUCUCAGGGAGCUGAAGGAAAGGCACGCAGAAGAACUGGAAGCCCAGAGCAGGCAACUACAAGAGCAGCACCAGAAACAGCUGUUGGAGCUCCAGCAGAGACUCCAGGCCAGCACGGAGACUCUGGAACAAGGUCUGAAGGAGGAGCACAGAGCUCAGAUGGAAGCCUUGGAGGCAGAGCUCCAGACUAAACACAAAACUGAGAUUCAGGAGCUGGAGGCUAGGCUUUUGUCUAACAUGGACACCUUGGAAUCGACCUACCUGUUAGAAGUCCAGUCCAUACGGGAUGAGCACUCACAAGUUGUCCAGGAUCUGAAAUCCUCUUUCGACCUGACGCUGCAGAAGCACAGAGAGGAUCUCCAGAGAGAGAAGCAGGAGGUUGAGGCGACUCUAGCUCAGGAGCUGGAAAGGCUGAAGGGAGAGCACGAGACAGAGCUGAAGUCUAGCGCAGAAGAGCUGAGGAAGGAGCUAGCAGCAAUUUACAUGGAGAAAUUCAAAGCCAUGGCAGCCGAGUUGGAGGAAGCUCAUAAGGUGGAGCUGGAGGCCGCCCUGCAGUCUCAGAGGAGUGUUCUGGAGUCAGAGCAGGGCAAGGCGCUGGAUGUGCUGGGAGCGGAGGUGCUGAGGCUGGAGGAGCAGCACCAGAGAGCCAUGCAGGAGCUGCAGGAGCUCCACACCACAGAGGUGCACAGGCAGCAGGAUGAGUACAGCAGGCAACUGCAGCAAGAGAGAGACGAGCUGAAAGCACUGCACCAAAAACAACAACAGGAGUGCUCCAGUGCUGCUGCUUCUGAAAUGGAGGCUGUCCAGGAACAGCUUACAGCACAGUUUGAGGAGGAGAGAUCUCGCCAGUACCGUCAGUUCCAGGAGGAGAUUGAGCUGCUCAAGUGCCAGUCAGAGGUGCUGCUGGAGCAGCAGAUCACACAGCUCAAGGAGGAGUUUGAAGCAGAGAAGAAAGCUGCACUGGAGAAACAGGAUGUAGAGUCUGCUGAAAAGCAUGAGCUGUCUGACAAGAAUCACAGAGAAAUGAAGGACAAGUUAACUGCUCAGAUCUGUGAGCAGGCAGCUAUGCUGACACAGUUAAAGGAAGAAGUUUCUGUGCUCCAGAAGGAGAUGGAAGAGAAGGAUUCUGAGCUGGAGACAAUCCUGCAGAGAAGAGAGCGGGAGAACGAAGAGGGAGGAAACCUGGUAACCAUGCUGAGAUCCGACCUGAGCAGAAACACAGAGGAACAAAAAAGUCUGCAAGAAACUCAUGAGCGAGUAUUGAAACUCCUGCUUGAAGUUGCCAAGAGUACCAUUGCCACUGAAGAUGUUAUCAGCCAAAGAAUAGGCAUCUGCAUGGACAGUAGUCAGAUGCUCGGAGGAGAGAAUCUCAGUGUAUUGGGAGCAGCUGGACAACCUCAUCGAAAGAACUCAGAGGGCCAAGAAAAGGGUGACUUGCACAGUCCAGCAAGUGAAGCUGCCACUGAAACCAGCCUGUGGUCAGCCCUGACAGACGAAGGCUUUGAACUGUCCCAGCGACUGUCUGACAGCAUCUUUACUGGCCCUGAGGUGGAGCCUGAGACCGAGCAGAUGAUCCUGAGAGUGUGUGAACGCCUCCGGAGUGCAGUGGAGAAACUGCUGGAUCUGGUCACAGAGUCCACCAGACAGCUUGAGCAGACGCACGGGAUCCAUGUCCACCUGGAAGAGCAGUUCAGUCGUCAGAACAAGGAGACGGCCCGGUUUGUAAACCAGCACCAGAACCUCAUCGAGCAACUGGACGAGGAAACCAAGGCCAAAAAACAGCUAGAGCUGGAGCUUCACAAAGCAGAGGGGCUGAUUGACGGCUAUGUGGCGGAGAAGGCAGCGCUGGAAGAGGCUCUUCAGCGAAAGGAGAAAUCAGAGCAGUGCCUGGUCCUGGAGCUGGAGACGCUGAGGGGACAGCUGCAUGAGCUGAGUGAGGAGCACAGCCUUCUUGUCCGCCAGAGAGAGGCCAUCACUGCCAACAUGGGGGACCGCGAGAUGGGAUGUUCUGCAGUUGCAGAGGAGGAAUCAGGUUUGCUUGUGGAAUCCGACCUCCUGGCGAAGGAGAAGCUGGAUCUGCAGUGCCAAGCGGAGAAGGACCGCUCCAACCUCACCUCCCGAUUGAAGCUCCUAGAGACGGAACUGGAGGAGCAGAUCAGCCAGAACCUGGAGCUGGAGCAGAGAUACAGGUUGGAGCUGGCUGACCUGCAGCAGCAGAUCCUGGCGCUGGAGAAACAGCUGCGCAAUGAUCGUCACUUCAUAGACGAACAAGCAGUGGAGCGUGAGCACGAGAGGGAUGAAUUUCAAAUCGAAAUUAAGAAACUGGAAGCCCAGCUAAGGAAUCCAAUUAAAUCUAAUACCGGAGGAGACUACAAGGGGCAGAAGGUGGAGACCCUGCAGGCUACGAUCAAGGAGAAAAUGGAUGAUUACAACACUCUUCUGCUGGCCAAGGAGCAGUACGUGAUGGACAUCAAUGAGCAAAAUGAAGAGAUUGAGAAAAUGGCAGCCCGAAUCUGCGAGCUGGAAGAGGCUGCACUGGGCAACGCUGAGGCAGCAAAGAAAGUGAGCCAUCUAGAACAAGAACUGCAGCGGAUGAAGAAAAUGGAGCAAGAUCAUCUUCAGGAUAAGGAGGCUUUACAGCAGCAGCAAUAUUCUAACCGGCUGCAGAUCUCUGCUCUGCAGUCUAAACUAGAUGAGACCAGACACCGCUUCCCGGAGAACAGCUCUGACCAGGUGCUUAAGGAGCAGCUGGAGGCAGAGCGAGAGGCUCUGCUCAACAAAGAGAAAGAGGUUGAAAUCCUCCAUGAUCAGCUGGAUCAGUUUCAGAAGGACUUGGUGAACAAAUCGGAGGAGGUGCUGCAGCUCAACAUGCAGUUGGAGAUUCAGGUGAAGCAGAGUGCUGCCAGCAUCGACCAGGUGCAGGAGGAGAGCAAGCAGUUAAAGGAGAAGGUAGCCAGCUUGCACAAGCAACUAGGGGUUGAGUCAGAUGAGAGCAGAACCUCAGUGCUGCAGUUUCCACAGGGACUGAUGGAGGAAAAGAACCAAGAAAUCGACCAUCUCAACGAACAGAUCUUUCAGCUACAGCAGGAACUGAAGAAUACAAACAACAAGGUUCUAGAAGAGAAGAAUGUGGAGAUGGAGGACCUGAGGUCUCGGAUCGAGCACCUCCACGGAGAUCUGGAGCGCCUACGCAGGGACAAGGAUGAGGAGGUGGAGCAGCUCCACGAAGUCAUUGAGAAGCUGCAGGAGGAGCUGGCCCAGCUGGGGCCCAACCGCCACGAGGUCAGCGACUCCCAGGACAGCCUGGAGCGUGAGCUGUGGCAGCACCCCAGCCAAGAAGACAGCCUGCAGAGGGAACUGGCCAGCGAGCACCUGCAGUCCUCCAAGGCAAGACUGAGAGAGCUGGAGGGACAGCUCGAUCUCGCAUGCACAGAGAAAGAAGCAGUUCAGCAGCUGCUACAAAAGCAAGAAGUGCAUUUCCGGUCAGAGGCAGAGAAGCUGGGGAAGGACCUUCACAAUGAGCGCAGGCAGCUCUCCAUCCUGCAAGAGGAGUCCGUCCUGCUGAGAGUCAGCUUCUCGCAGAGGGAAGCCAUGCUGUCCACCCAGGCUCAGGAACUUGAGGACAUCCUGAGGGAGAGGGAGGCUCAGCUUCUAGAGACAGAGAUGCAAGUGAAGACCCUGGAGGAGCAGAUCGUGGCCAAGGGGGCAGGUCUGGAGGCUGAGCUGAGCAAGCAACAGGAGCAGUGCGAGGAGCUCCACAGUCUGAAGUCUGUGCUGGACUCCCAGCUGCAGGAUCUGAAGCAGGCAGAGAUAAAGAACCAGGGAGAUAUCGAGAAGCUGCAGGCUGAGGUGGCGAAGCUGGAAGCUCGCAUGAAGGACAGCCAGGUGGAAAUUCUCACUCUGAGCUCAGAGAAGACAGAGCUAUUCUCAGAGUGCCAGGCUGUUCAGCUGAAUGUGGAACAUCUCCAGGGAGAGGUUGAAAGGUUGGAGAUGGAGGUUGCCGAGAAGAACACUCUGGUACAAGAGCUGAGUCUGCAGCUUGAAGACAAGUCGGCAAGGAAUGCUGAAGCACAGAAAGAAGUGCUGAGGUGUGCUGAAGAGACGCUGACGAAAGCAGAGUCUGCCCUAAAGGAGAAGGAGGAGGCCCUGAGAGACCAGCAGGCACUGCUUCCUCAGCUGAAGGCAGAGCUGUCUGCUGUGAAGGAGGCACUGAGCUCCAGCACAGAGAAGACAGAGAGGCUCCUGGAGGAGGGACAGGAAAAAGAUCGAUCUCUUGCCAACCUGGAGAUCCACAAUGGAAGUUUAAAAUCGGAACUGAGAAAGCUCCAAGAAGAUUUCACGAAGCAAGAGGAGGAGCUAUCACACCUGAAGAAUGAAGUGCAGGAGCUGAGAGCUCUGUAUGGGUUCCAGGCACAUCAGCAGUUUAAAGAACAGAGCAAUACAAUGAAACCCAAGGAACGCUCCAGCCAGACCGGCCCAGACACACAGCGCGGCUUCUUGUACAACUUCUCCAACGAGAGCUCUCUCUGCUCCCCUGAGCGUAUGAGGAAAUACGAUGCCAGCAUGGAGCACACGCAUGGGUUCCAUUCCACCCACCUCUCUGAGCUCAGCACUCUGCACUGCACUGGGCUGGAUCUCCUGCACAGCAAAUCCCCUGGUCUGGACCGGGACUGCUCGGAGCCCAGUGAUCACCUCACAUGCGAUGGUGAGGAGCACAGCAGCCACUCAGCAUCAGCAUCUCCACCUUUCUCCGAGGGCACUUACUCCAUCCUGGACUCUAUUGACACGGAAAAGGCAAAAGCUCUUGAAAACCUGGACUUGACUCCACCAGCCUCUCCUGCUUGCACAGAAUCUACACUCUCUGUACAGGAGUGGGUCAGCGAUGGAUAUGUAAGCAGUGAGUGGAUCACCUUUAUUUUUAUAUAUGGAUUUCCUCCCCCCAGGGCUAACCUAGAGAGCCAGGAAGCUGAUCUAUGCUCGGCUGUAGAGAGUUUGGAGAAGGAGCAGCAGAGAGUGAAAGAGAUCCAGGAUGUCCUAGAUCAGGAGAGACUCAAGAACAUCCAGAGGAAUGAUCAGAAAGGGCAGACACAUGAGUUACUGCAGACAUCUCUGGAAGACCGAAAUAUCCAGGACAGCCAGCUGUGCAGCGCUCUGGAGCAGGAGCGGAUUGCAAAUAGCAACCUGCGCAAGGAGCUGCAGAUCGGGCAGUCCCGCUGUGAGGCCCUCCUCUCCCAGGAGCGGAGCAGGCUCAGUGAGGUCCAGCGGCUCCUCGAGAUUGAGAAGGGGCGCACUACUGAGCUGAACGACAGCCUGGCCCACAAGCAGCAGUGUCUAGCCCAGGAGUACAAGCAGAGGCUGGAGGAGGAGGCUCUCCGCAGGGAGGGGGUGGCCGCUCAGGAACACAACUUCAUCCAGCUGCUGCAAGCACAGCUGGAUCAGGAGAGGGAGCGCACCAUGGAGCUGGCAGCCAUGAUGGAGAAGACCCAGCAGCAGGCCAUCCAGUCCAAGAGACUGCUGGAGACGGGAGUUGAGCAGAGCCGUGAGGAGGCACAGAGAGAGCACGAUGCGGCUUCCAAGCUCCGCACUGUCCUGGAGACUCUGCAGACCCAGAAACAAGAGCUGGAGCGCAGCCUGGAGGCAGAGAGGCAGCAGGGGACCAGGCUUCAGGCUGAUAUCGAGCAGCUUCAGGGGAAGAUCCAGUCCGUAAAGCAGAAGGAGAGAAGCAGGGAGGAGCAGAGGAGGCAAGAUCGCCAGGCACUUGCUGAGAAAGACCGCCGACACGAGAGGGACAGUGAGAAGCUGCAUGAGAUGGAGCUGCAGCACCAAAGAGACCAGCUGAGGAUCAAACAGCUACAGCAGACCCUUGCAGAACUGGAGGAGCAGGAGCGAGACCUCUCCUCUCAUAAACAGCAGCAGCAGACUGAUGUCCAGGGCACGGGCCGCAGCUGCUCCUUCCCCAAGUCUCCGGACAGGGAGAGCUCAUUCCUUCACCAGCAGCAUCUGCAGUUCAUUCGUCAACAGCUACAGCUGGCCACUCUCAGACUGAAAGACUUGGUACACAGUUCUAAUGCUGGGACUGUGGAUGGUCGCAGCUACACUGAAGAUGAGGAUUUGAAGUUCCUGUUGAGAACACUGACUGGGCUGGACAAUGAUUUAAUGAGUCUGUGCUCAAGUACACAGAGACCGGUACACACCACAUCAAGCAUUGCGGAGCGCUUGCUGAAGGAGAAUGCAGACCUGACUACUUGUGUGGCAGCUUUGACCGAAGAAAAGAUUGACCUGAAACGUACCAUAGACAAACUGGAAAAGGAACUGCUAAUCCACAAAGAAAGAGAGGCAGGCAGUGAACAGGUCAGAUCUCAUGAGAUGGUCUAUUCAGUUCAGGUCUCAGAAAGGGCUGCCUGGCAGAAGGAAAGAGCCUUCCUGCACAGUGCCCUCAAAAAGGCAGAGUCUGAGCUCUCAAGUGUGACAGCCGAGAUUGAAAACAGGCCUCCGGCUGCUGAUGUCUCCCACACUAAGAUGAACUGCCUGUAUAGGAGGUACAUGAGAGCAGAGAGCUUCAGGAAGGCUCUGGUGUACCAGAAGAAAUACCUGCUGCUCCUCUUGGGUGGAUUUCAGGAUUGUGAGCAAGCAACCCUGUCCCUCAUUGCCAGAAUGGGGGUGUAUCCCUCCACAGCAGACCUCCAGGACUCUGCACCGCGCUCCCUACCCAUCAACAAGUUCAGAUCUGCUGUCAGAGUUGUCAUCGCUAUAUCUAGGUUGAGAUUUUUGGUAAAGAAGUGGCAGAAAGCUGCCAAAAAAGGACAGAUCCAGGUUGUUGCUGUGAAUGGAAGCACACACAGUGAAGGUCCUGGGUUCAGGACAGAGGUUUUAAGGCAGCACCCUGGAGUUACCUUUAACUCUCCUCCAACUCGAGAAGCUGAAAUACUCCACAGAAGUGCCAUUGCACACAUGCAUCAGCCCCCUAAACCACCUUACAGGCUCCACAACAGGUCUUACCACUCUCCUGGCCCGUCUCAAUCAUUCACCUCUCAGGACUCUCUGACUGACUAUAUUCACCAUUUAGAAGUGGUCCAGCAGCAGUUAGGAGGCCUUUCAUCAGGGCCCUCCCCAGGACCUUAUUACAGCAGAAUUUCCAAAAGAUGAAAGAACGUUUAUUAUGAAGAAUCGGCACUGAAACUGACUUUUCCCUUGCUGUCUGUUACUGUAAAUGGAAUAGAUACACAAGAUGAUGGGCAAAUAUUUUCUAUACAGUAUAUGCAAUAAUCACAUUUUUGAAAAAAUUAAUUUGUAAGCACUGAUGUUUCAGUUAUGUCCACAAAGGGGGGGAGGAAGGAAGAUGGGGAGACUCACUUUCACCUUUUAAACGUGUGUGUUGUGAAGGAGCAAAUUUGUGCACUUUAUCAUUUUGUGCAAAUACUUUCACUGUUUUUGAGUGAUCUGCUGGUUGGUAUACUUUUAUAUAUAUAUAUAUACUGUAUUUGUUUGUAAUGUUAUCCUUUUUAAGCCAAAAUUCUUGAAGGGUCUGAGGUGUAAACAGUUUUUUAAAUUUUGUUUUUACGUCCAUGUUUUCUACAAAGCAAAUAAAUAAUUUUAAGAAAACCUUUUCUCCUUUGUGGUUAAAUGUAAUGAAUAUACCAGAUUAGUAUCUCUUCUAUAACUAGACACAUUACUAAAGAUGUAGGUAUUUUUGGUAUGAUUUCAGCAAACUGUUUAUAAACUGACCUGAAAUUGAAUGCAAAGUAAACAACAUACAACAGCAUUCUAUUUAUCUUUUAUUUUUUAUGUGCUUCUCCAAUUCUUGUACAAGUAAAACACCUUUUUUGAGGUGGAUGUAUUUAUUAUUUAGACCCUUUACUUUUUAAAUUUUAGAUCUAACUAAUGUAUAGUCUCUUCUGAGAUUGAAAUUGCAAAUGAUAGAAAGAACACAGAACAAUUGGCAUUAUCUGUGGAGCAACAUCAUGUGAAGUUCUAGAACAAUUGCUAGUCUGGGGUGGUGUGAGAUGGAGGGAAGUUUGGUGGUCUUGUGCAGUGAUGCUUUCAGCGGAAUUUGAUUUUUUACAAUAAAAAUGUUGUGGUGAAAAUAGCAGAUCCAUGUUACUCCACACCAUGAAUAAACGUGUCCACAUUAGACCCUCUGGAAAGCACACGCUGUCACUGUAGGUGAAGCUUUGUAUGUAGAUAGCUAGAAUACUGCAAGUGACUGCAAACUUGCAGUAGUUCCUCAUUGUACACAAAUUAGACAACAGUUCAAUUCUGUGGUAAAUCUAUUUACUAAUGCAAGGGUAGCUCUAUUCUACAGAGAAGGCAUUUGGCAAAUUGUACUACUUUCUUUUGUUGGAAUCGAGGUAACGUCAGUCCCAUGUUGACUUGUUUGCAUUACAUGCCUAUUCAAAAGAACAAAACAAACAUGAAUAUAGAAAAGAUGCAUUCAUUAAUAUACGUUAAGAUGUGCUGAUUGUUGGCAAUAGGAAUAGCAGUGGUUGUAUGUGAACCGCUGCUAGGUUUGAUUUUAUAUUGAUUAUAUUUCAGACAUUAUUUUCAUCGUCACUGGAGUGAAAACCAUUGAAUCCUGUUCAUUUUUGGGAAGCACCAAGUUUCCUCUCCCCAUCUCUUCCUGUGUUGCAUGUAUUGGGACGGGCAGGACAUAUUGGCUUCAGAUGAGUCAAAUACUAGAAAAUAAAAUAACCGGCUCAUUUUCAAGUAUGGUUUGUUCAAGUGGUGUAUGUUGCGUCUGAUUUGUUGUAUUGUUUUUUUGUAACUUUAAUUUUAUUUUCAAUUUGAAAAAUAAGCAGAUGUACAAAUGCCACUGUAGUAGAUGUGUGUUUUGGAUACCUCUUUUUGUAAUGGAGGUAUACUGGUAUCUUUCAAAGUUGAGAUUGUAAAUGUUCUAAUAGAGGAGUCAUACUUUAAUCUAAUAAAAUACAUGCUUU